Messenger RNA from Brugia malayi, 564 nucleotides. RefSeq lists its product as uncharacterized. Bases 1 to 564 code for a protein of 187 amino acids. The record is from RefSeq and is a predicted model, not a curated record. Lineage: Eukaryota; Metazoa; Nematoda; Chromadorea; Rhabditida; Onchocercidae. The transcript has 3 exons.
AUGAAUUUAUUAUUAUUGUCCUUGUUAAUAGCAAAUUUUGCUUAUAUUUUGGCCAAUGAAAAAGAGCCUAUUGUUGGCCUAAUACCUGUUGAUAUUAUCUGUCCAUUUUGUAUUGCAUUAAUUGAGAAAUUUCAGCAAACUACGCAAGAAAAUUCAUCUUAUAAACAUGUCCUAUGUGAAUCAGUUUCGGCGAAAAAUCAUAAAAACUACGAUUCAUGCAUUGAAUCAUUCAAUGAAAUAACAGUGGAAAAAUUAAAAAAUUCAAAUGCUGAAGAUUUAUGCAAAGAACAAAAAAUUUGUCCAAUUAAUUAUAAAAAAGUAAUAUUAGUGGCAAAUACCGGUAAAGCUGAUUUUCCAACUAUACCGGUGGUAACAAAUGAGCAAUUGAAAGAAGCACAACAAUAUGAUACACUGAAAACUGUCACCGAUAUUUUGAGUGGAAAUUUAAAGAAUUCAAAUGGAAAGAAUUUAACACUUCAUAUUGAUUUGCAAUUUCAAAAAUUGCAACCUGACGAAAUGGCAACAACAGCAAAUUAUUCAACGAUGCAAUCAAAUAGCACCUAA